AUGCUGCGCGGGUGCCAGCUGCGGAACACCGAGUUUGUGCAUGGAGUGGUGCUGUACGCCGGACACGAGACCAAGCUGAUGCAAAACUCGACAGCGCGGGUCUCCAAGAUCUCCAACGUGGAAAAGGUGGCCAACUACCAGAUUGUGCUCAUGUUUGUGCUCGAGAUCACACUCGCGGCCCUGGCGGCGAUGGGCUCGGGCAUCUGGAUUUCGGCGGCGAAGAAGGACAACACGACGUAUCUCGGGCUCCACGAUGUCGAGCCGACGCCGUACGCCUUUUCCAACUUUUUCACCUUUUUCAUUCUCUUCAACAACCUCAUUCCGAUCUCACUCUACGUCUCGAUGGAGCUUGUCAAGUUUGGGCAGGCCUACCUCAUCUCGUCCGACUUGACCAUGUACCAUGCGGCGUCGGAUACACCUGCCGAGGCGCUGACCUCGGAUCUCAACGAGGAGCUGGGCCAGAUCCAGUACGUGUUUGCCGACAAGACCGGAACACUGACGGAGAAUCUCAUGGCGUUUGCCGGCAUUUCUAUCGACUCUGUCAUGUACGGCUCGCUCCCGAGUGGCAACAAGAACUCGCGCGGGCCUCAACACGAUCUUGUGCCGCUCUCGCAGCUCAAGGCCUCGCUUGCGGUCCGCGACGCAUCGUCACCUCACUGGAAAGCGCUGCUCACGCUCGCGCUCUGCCACACCGUUCUUCCGUCUGCCGACGCCAGCCAUGACGAGGCGCUGGGCGAGACGCUGGCGGGGCAUGCCGAGGCACGACCGAGCCCGACCGAGAUGGCGGCGUCGGUAGCGGGCAUCAAGUACCAGGCCGAGUCGCCGGACGAGGGCGCUCUGGUGCACGCGGCGCGCGAGCUCGGGUGUGCGCUUGUCGACCGCAUGCCGCGGUCGAUGACGGUUGCGAUGGCGCGUGGACGGAGCGGCAGCGGACCGAGCUUUGUCGAGUACGAGCUCCUGCACGUGCUUGAGUUUACCUCUGCGCGCAAGCGCAUGUCUGUCAUUGUCCGCAACUCUGCCGGCAGCAUUCUGCUGCUGACCAAGGGCGCUGAUACAGUUAUUUUGCCUGCACUCGCGGAGACGUCCAAGGCAUCGCCGGCGCUGCUUGCGGGCCUUGUCCACAUCGAGAUGUUUGCUGAGGCCGGGCUCCGGACGCUCAUGUGCGCCGUGAGAGAGCUCGAGAGGGAGACGUACGAGGCUUGGAAAGCUGAGCACUUUGAUCCGGCGGCGCGCGCGCUGGAGCACCGUGACGACAAGCUGGCGGCAGCGGCAGCGAUCAUCGAGACCGAGCUCGAGUAUGUGUGCGUGACUGCCAUCGAGGACAAGCUGCAGGAGGGGGUGUCGGACACGAUUUCGCUGUUGCGCAAGGCCGGAAUCAACGUCUGGGUCCUCACGGGCGACAAGCAGGGGACGGCGAUCAACAUUGCGAUGUCUUGCGAGCUCCUCACGCCUGCGAUGCAGUUGCACGUGGCAAACGAGGACACUGCAGAAGCGACGGUGGCACGGCUUGUAGCGCUGGAGAAGCUUGUGCCGGUCGAGUCCGAGCAGGAGCAGGCGUUUGUCAUCGACGGGCACACCCUCUUCCACGCGCUGGAGGACAAGGUCGGCGCUGCCACAUUUGAGGAGGUCUCCACGCGGUGCCGGGCGGUCAUUGUUUGCCGUGCGACGCCGUUGCAAAAGGCAUCUGUGGUGAAGAUGGUACGGGUGCGGAAGCCGCCGGGCGGCGGGCCGCGGGCGCUGACCCUUGCGAUCGGCGACGGCUCCAACGACGUGUCGAUGAUUCAGGCUGCGCACGUCGGGGUGGGCAUUUCUGGGCGCGAGGGGCUGCAGGCUGCGCGUGCGGCGGACUACGCCAUUGCGCAGUUCCGCUAUCUCGCGGUCCUCCUCCUCAAGCAUGGGGCGUGGAGCUACCAGCGGACGACGAUGGUGAUCAACUACUCGUUCUACAAGAACAUUGCGCUGUACCUCAUCCAGCUCUGGUUUGCGUUUUUCAACGGGCUUUCUGGCCAGACGCUCUUUGAGCGAUGGACGAUCUCGCUCUUCAACGUGCUCUUCACCUCCCUCCCGAUUCUUGUGCACGGGCUGUACAACGCCGAGUUUUCGGCGUCGACGCAGCUGCUGUUCCCCGAGCUGUACUGGGCGGGGCGUAACCGCGAAUUGUUCAACACCAAGGUAUUCUGGUCGUGGUGCGCCAACGCGGUCUUCCACUCGCUAGUUCUCUACUUUUUGUGA
Thecamonas trahens ATCC 50062 is the source of this 2232-nucleotide messenger RNA. RefSeq lists its product as uncharacterized. Gene Ontology annotation, biological process: phospholipid translocation. Bases 1 to 2232 code for a protein of 743 amino acids. Lineage: Eukaryota; Apusomonadida; Apusomonadidae. Gene Ontology annotation, molecular function: ATPase-coupled intramembrane lipid carrier activity; ATP binding; magnesium ion binding. Gene Ontology annotation, cellular component: plasma membrane. The record is from RefSeq and is a predicted model, not a curated record. The transcript has a single exon.